Messenger RNA from Notolabrus celidotus (New Zealand spotty), 2345 nucleotides. It is a transcript of the gene bin2b, whose product is annotated as bridging integrator 2b. Bases 317 to 1987 code for a protein of 556 amino acids. The transcript is spliced from 13 exons. Gene Ontology annotation, biological process: phagocytosis, engulfment; plasma membrane tubulation; podosome assembly. Gene Ontology annotation, molecular function: phospholipid binding; protein binding. Lineage: Eukaryota; Metazoa; Chordata; Actinopteri; Labriformes; Labridae. Gene Ontology annotation, cellular component: cytoplasm; plasma membrane; podosome. The record is from RefSeq and is a predicted model, not a curated record.
CUCCAGAUAGUUCAGGUGAGUGUUGUUGGCUGACUAACUUCCACCUGAAGCAGACCAGUUGUUUUGCAACAGUGUGCACGAUGACACUGCAACAGAUCAGAACACGCAGGAAUAAUUCUCAAUAAUUCCUUUUAACAAGUUUGUACACGAGUCGAGGAGCUGCGGGAGAUGUGGUAAAGACUUCAUUCCCAGCUGGGUCCGACCUGUGUGUGUGUGAGUGGAUUUAAGCGGCAGUUCAGCCUCGCAGGAGCGUUUCUCAAGAGGAAGCAGACGAGCUCGGGAGAAGUCACUGAGUGAGGAGAAACUGAUAUUGACGAUGGCAGAGAAUAAAGAGAAUAAGAUGGCCCCGAACCUCCAGGCUGGGGCUGGAUUCCUCGCCAAACGGGUCCAGAAAUCUCUGAACCGAGCUCAGGAGAAGGUUCUUCAAAAACUGGGCAAAACCAUGGAGACCAAAGAUGAGCAGUUUGAGCUCUGCUGCCAGAGCCUCAACAAACAACAGAUCGAUGGAAGCAGGUUGUUUAAAGAUGUCAAAGCUUACUAUGCAGCAGUCAAAGCCGUGCAUGAUACGUCCAAACGGCUGUCUCAGACGCUGCGAGACGUCUAUGAACCGGACUGGAACGGAGUGGAGGGUCUGGCUGUCAUCACAGAAAGUGAAGACUUACUCUGGAACGACUUCGAAGAGAAAUUAAGUGACCAGAUUGUCCGUACCAUGGAGAACUAUACGAGCCAGUUCCCGGAGGUCAAGGAACGAGUAGCUAAACGUGGUCGCAAGCUGGUGGACUACGAUUCAACUCGACACCACCUGGAAGCACUGCAGAGCGCCAAGAAGAAGGAUGAAGCCAAAAUAACAAAGGCAGAGGAAGAGUUCAACAAAGCCCAGACUGUCUUUGAAGAAAUCAACAGUGAGCUGAGAGAGGAGCUGCCUGUCCUCUAUCAGAGCCGUGUAGGUUGCUACGUGACGGUUUUCCAGAACAUCUCAAACCUGCGGGAUGUCUUCUAUAAGGAAAUGAGUGUGCUGAACCACGAGCUGUACGAUGUGAUGAAGAAACUGGAGAAUCAACACUCAGGAAAAGCUUUCAUCAUCAAGGGUCUGAACAGCACAACGAGCAAGUCAAAGAAGAGAAAAUCCCUGGUCAUCUCAAACCCCAUCCCCUGCAAUACAGCCUUCCCAACGGACCACGUCUCCCUCCAUUCUUCCACUGAAAAUGGAAAAGAUGCCGUGCACUCUCCUACCACUGAGCGACCUCAGAGCACCUCUGAAGACACCAGCCAAGCAGAAGAAAGUAGCGUCUCAUCCAAAGACGUCCACUCAUCAGACUCUGAUCUCAGCUCCAAUGGGACCAACACGCCCAAGAGGCAGUCCGUGUGCGACAACGACGGCAGCGACAGGAGCACACGGAGUCAGAGCCCCAAAGAGCCGGAGGCAACAGCAGUGGAGACAGAAGCAGAGGCAGAAGCAGACCUCACUACAGACCAGUCAGACGACUCUGGGGUCGGAGUACCGAAGUCUGAAGCUGUAAGUCAAGAGGCAUGCCUUCCCUCUGAUUCUCCAGACAGUGAAGCGCCUCACAGUCCAGAGCAGGAGAGUGUGGCUGAUCCACCAUCAGAAGCAAAGCCAAAACCUGGACCAGUCCCUGCCCCACGUCGCUCAUUCCGCUCUUCAAAGAGACACGUCACUUCACCCGCCGAGGAAGAGACAGAGGAGGCAACAGAGGAUGAGGAGAAAGCCGGCUCAGGGGAAGACUGCAGCUCUGACAAUCCUCCAGGAUUCCUUUACAAGGGGGUGGCGUUAGAGAGCCAUGAAGCGUCUGAAGAUGGCCUGCUCCAGUUUGAACAGGGAGACUUCAUCCUGGUCCUCGCUGACGACCAACAGCAGGACGGCCUGCUGAAGGGGAUAAAGGAGGAGAACUGGAAGCAGCACAAGGACAUAGAAAAUCACUCUGGGAUCUUCUCGGAAAAACUAAUCGAGCCCGUUCAGACGGAGUGAGGCAAUAGUCACUCCUCAGCCUGUAACACUCUCUCUCUCCAUCAAGAGCUCGGUGACUCACACACAUUCACACACACACCCACACACGGAGGGAGUGAACCCAUAUGUUUUAGGCGCAGAGGCUGUACAAACAGAUGAUGUGACUGACAAACACAUGGUCACUCACAUGCUAGGAUGUUGCAACUUGUGGAACAAACGUGACUUUUAGAGCAUUAUGUAAGAGAUGCUUGGAUGGGUAAAUGUAACAGUAUUUUUCUCUUUUAAAAUUUCAAUGACUUGCUGUGAAACACUGUGAAAAAAUCAUUUUAUACUGAUGUUUUAAUCUUUGGUAAAUUUUCCAAAUAAAGUUAUAAAGAAA